Molecule: messenger RNA, 1382 nt
Organism: Telopea speciosissima
Lineage: Eukaryota; Viridiplantae; Streptophyta; Magnoliopsida; Proteales; Proteaceae
Product: omega-hydroxypalmitate O-feruloyl transferase-like
Exons: 4
Coding region: 51-1349 (432 amino acids)
Molecular function (GO): acyltransferase activity, transferring groups other than amino-acyl groups
Source: RefSeq, a predicted model, not a curated record
UUCUGUCAGGUUCAGGUGAUCAGGUCUCAGAGCUUGAAGAGAGUGUUUCAAUGGAGAUAUCCAAUGGGCAUGUGAUUGAACUUAGUGUCGAGCAAGGAGAGCCAAUAUUGGUUCCUCCAGCAGAGGAGACACAGAAGGGUUUGUACUUCUUGUCAAACCUUGACCAGAAUAUUGCAGUGAUUGUUCGAACUAUUUACUGCUUCAAGUCUGAUGAGAAGGGGAAUGAGCAAGCAGGUCAAGUCAUCAAGGAUGCCUUGGCAAAAGUUCUUGUUCACUACUACCCACUUGCAGGGAGGCUCACAAUCAGUUCAGAGGGGAAGCUUAUUGUGGAUUGUACAGGGGAAGGUGCUGUUUUUGUUGAUGCAAAGGCAAACUGUACUAUGGAUGAGAUAGGGAACAUCACAAAACCUGACCCAGUAACCCUAAGUAAGCUGGUUUAUGACAUUCCUGGUGCAAAGAACAUACUUGAGAUUCCUCCUUUAGUGGCUCAGGUGACUAAGUUCAAGUGUGGAGGAUUUGUUCUUGGCCUAUGUCUGAACCACUGUAUGUUUGAUGGGAUUGGGGCUAUGGAGUUUGUGAAUUCAUGGGGUGAAACUGCCAGAGGUUUGCAGCUAAGUGUUCCACCUUACCUUAACAGAAGCAUCCUAAAAGCCCGGGACCUACCAAAGAUAGAGUUUGCUCACCAUGAAUUUGCAGAAAUAGAAGAUAUAUCAAACACUGCCAACCUUUACCAGGAAGAAAUGCUCUAUAAGUCCUUCUCUUUUGACUCUGAUAAACUUGAACAACUGAAGAUGAAUGUCAUGAAAGAAGGAAUUCUGGAGAAGUGCACUACUUUUGAAGCUCUCUCUGCAUUUGUAUGGAGAGCACGUAGCCAAGCACUAAAAUUGAAGCCUGAACAACAGACAAAGCUUCUUUUUGCUGUGGAUGGAAGGUCUAGAUUUGAUCCACCAUUACCAAAGGGGUACUUUGGGAAUGGAAUUGUGUUAACAAAUUCUCUAUGCUGUGCAGGUGAGCUACUGGAUAACCAACUAUCAUAUACGGUUGGGUUAGUUCAGAAAGCAGUGCAGAUGGUGAGUGAUGGGUAUAUGAGAUCAGCCAUUGAUUAUUUUGAAAUAACAAGAACUAGGCCUUCUUUGGCAGCUACCCUUUUGAUAACUACCUGGUCUAGGCUCUCUUUCCACAUCACAGAUUUUGGAUGGGGAGAACCUCUUCUAUCAGGGCCUGUUGCACUGCCUGAGAAGGAAGUGAUCUUGUUCCUAUCUCAUGGAAAAGAGAGGAAAGGCAUAAAUGUUCUACUUGGGUUGCCUGCCUCUGCUAUGAAGAUCUUCCAAGAAAUUAUGCAAAUUUGAUAAAAGAUAACAUUUUCUGAAAACUUCUUUUGU